GUCAUUUGUUUAGUCUUUUACUGACCGGAAGUUCAUUGUGUUUGUUUACAAAAAAUAAACCCAUGUGUCUAUUGUGGUAAAACUGGCGAUUAUGAAAUAAGCCUCAUUACACGAUGGCAACAAAUGGUCAUGAAAAUGAACAGUGUAUUGGUCUACAGGUUCAUACGUUUUCUGAAAAAUUAAUGGACACUGAAGUUUUCUUUCAAAUUAUUGCAUUUGACCAUGGCUUUUUCUUGUGGAUUGGUACGUCUCCAGCUGCACUUGGGGACCUCUCUCUUGCCAUGAAGACCAAAUAUAGCCAAGAACCAAGUACAUCAACACUGUUCGGAACCUCAGAUUCUCCAACAUCAGCACUAGCACAAAGAUUAGCAAAGAAAACGAGUAAACAAGUAUUUGUUGGUGGCAACAUGAAUUAUAAUCAACUGAUGUUACCAUUGAUAGAAAAAAGAAUAGGUGAAGAAAUGAAAGCACAUCCAGAAAUUUUCAUGCAGUAAAUGUUUAAAACAAAGCUAAAGUAAAGAUACAAGCGUUAUGAAUGAUAGAGUGAACACAGAUAAAUUAGUGCUAACAUACAUGUAAAUAUAGCUAUGCAAAGGGCUUCUUUUUCCAUAAGUCUGAUACAUAUGUAUUUCUUCAUAUUUGAUUAACAUGGCAUGGAAAAAUGAUUAUUGCAGUGGUCUGGUGCAUGUUCUCUUAUUGUUGCAUAGAUUUGUUAACAAAUAAAGGAUUAAUAUGAACAGAUUUCUACCUGUUUCUAAGUCUUGUACAAAUAAAAUUUAUAUUUCGAGACAAUGUAUGGUUAUUCUAUAUUUACAUUUAGAUUGACUGAUUGUAACUGUAUUUGAAUUGCUUUAUUAUUUUUUUUACAUUGUAAAUAGUUAAACUA
Messenger RNA from Mytilus californianus (California mussel), 886 nucleotides. Its product is annotated as proteasome assembly chaperone 4-like. The coding region runs from base 114 to 494 and encodes 126 amino acids. The transcript has 3 exons. The record is from RefSeq and is a predicted model, not a curated record. Gene Ontology annotation, biological process: proteasome assembly. Lineage: Eukaryota; Metazoa; Mollusca; Bivalvia; Mytilida; Mytilidae.